CUGGGCUGUGAAGGGGUCUGCUGACUGGGCCUCCAUGGUCUGAGGGGAGGAAGGCCUUGUCCUGAGGGCUGUGCUUCAGAACCUCUGGAAACCAGACAGGAGGACUUGGCCCAAGGCAGUCACAGCACAGAGGAGUCCUGGGCAGCGCCUGGAGUCAAGGUCUGUGGAUCACUCAUCCAGUCUCUGCCACACUCCUGCCUGCAGCUCCAACCACAGUCACCAUGUCUCGUGCUCCCAAGCGUCGCCGCUGUAUGCCUGAGGAAAGCCCUGGGUCCCAAAGUGAGGCACCAGGUGUCAUGCAUGGCCAGGUGUCCCCAGCUGUGGAGGAGGAUGCUUCCUCCUCCUCCACUAGCUCGUCCUCUUUACCCUUCUCUCCUUUCCCCUCCUCCUCCUCCUGCUAUCCUCUAGACUCCAGCACCUCAGAAGAGGCUGCUGCUGCUGCUGAAACAUCAAGUCCUCGGAGAGCCUGCUCCUCUCCUAUUGCCAUGGCCUCUGCUCUGUUCGAAUCUGAAGAGGGUCCCAGAUGCCAAGAUGUAGAGGGGCCGAGCUCCUCUCGGGCCCUGCCAGAAGCUGAAUCCUCACUCGAAAAUGAGAUAGAAGGAAAGGUGGUUGAUUUGGUGCACUUCCUGCUGCACAAGUAUCGAGUGAAGGAGCCGACCACCAAGGAGGAAAUGCUGAGUAGUGUGAUCCAGAAUUACCAGAAGUACUACCCUGAGAUCUUCAGUGAAGCCUCUGAUUGUCUGCUGCUGCUCUUUGGCAUUGACAUAAAGGAAAUCGACCCCGCCAGCAAUUCCUAUGUCCUUGUCACCAGGCUGGGCCUCGCCUUUGAUAAGAUACCUAGUGUUGAUGACAGUAUGCCCAAGUCUGGGCUCUUGGUCAUCGUCCUGGGUGUGAUCUUGAUGGAGGGCAACCAUGCCACUGAGGAAGUGGUCUGGAAAGUGCUGAAUAUGAUGGGUGUGUUUGAGGGCAUUGAGCAUGUCAUUUGUGGGGAGCCCAGGAGGCUCCUCACUGAAAAGUGGGUGCAGGAAAACUAUCUGGAGUACAGGCAGGUGGCUGGCAGUGAUCCUGCCUGCUACGAGUUCCUAUGGGGUCCAAGGGCCCAUGCUGAAACCAGCAAGAUGAAAGUUCUGGAGUAUUUGGCCAAGGUCUAUGGGAGUAAUCCCACAGCCUUCCCACUGUGGUAUGAGGAGGCUUUGAGAGAGGAAGAGGAGAGAGCCCAGGCCACAAUGGCCAUUGCAGAUGAUAGCACCGCCAUGGCCACUGCUCCAAUUUCUAGUGCCACCGGCAGCUUCUCCUGCCCCGAGUAGAGUCAGGCAAUUUCUUCGCUGUGUGGUUUAAGUGGGAAGCCAGUGAUCUAAGGAGG
Molecule: messenger RNA, 1363 nt
Organism: Tupaia belangeri chinensis (Chinese tree shrew)
Lineage: Eukaryota; Metazoa; Chordata; Mammalia; Scandentia; Tupaiidae
Product: melanoma-associated antigen 10-like
Biological process (GO): negative regulation of transcription by RNA polymerase II
Cellular component (GO): nucleus
Source: RefSeq, a predicted model, not a curated record